Messenger RNA from Aspergillus ochraceoroseus IBT 24754, 720 nucleotides. RefSeq lists its product as uncharacterized. The record is from RefSeq and is a predicted model, not a curated record. Gene Ontology annotation, cellular component: mitochondrion. The transcript has 2 exons. Bases 1 to 720 code for a protein of 239 amino acids. Lineage: Eukaryota; Fungi; Ascomycota; Eurotiomycetes; Eurotiales; Aspergillaceae.
AUGUCCCUCCGAAAUCCCCUCCUCACACGCCGCUGGGCCUCUCAACCUGCCAACCUCACUUUCACCCCUUCCCAAAUCCUGCGAACAAAGCUUACCACCACUCGACCAUUCUCGCUCCAAACAGCAACAACAAAGCAACUCCUCUCCUCUUCAGCCCGAAACAAUACUCGCCCUUCCUCCGUCUCACCCUGGAGAAUCAGAAUCUCCCAAUCCCAAUCCACUACUGCCACAUUCCAGCGCUUUUUCAACUCCACGCGCCCCAAAUUCUCCUCCUCCUCCUCUUCAACAAAACAAUCUGCGCAAUCCCUCUCGCAACGCCUAAAAGCCCUCUCGCGCGAAUAUGGUUGGUCGGCGCUCUGGAUCUACCUUUUCCUGUCUGCGCUGGACUUCCCCUUCUGUUUCGCGGCCGUGCGGUUCCUCGGCGCCGAGACCGUCGGACACUACGAGCAUGUUGUUGUAGAGUCUGUGAAGAGCGCUGUGGCCAAGGUGUGGCCUGGACUUGUUUCUCCAGAGGAGGAAGAAAAGGCCGAGGGCGAGGGAGAGGUUGCCAAGGGUGGUGAGGAAGCUAGUCUUUGGACCCAGCUUGCGCUCGCAUAUGCAAUCCACAAGAGCUUCAUUUUUGUCCGUGUGCCCUUGACAGCGGCCAUUACGCCUAAAGUUGUCAAGAUCCUUAGACAAUGGGGAUGGGACAUUGCCAAGGGCAAGCCUAAGGGUAUGUAA